AGGGGAUUCCCAGCCACCCCGCAGCAACCGCGCAACUCGCCCAGCCUCCGACUUUCAGCUCCUCUGUAACCUCAUCUCACAGUCAUUUCUCAUCGGCUUUUUAUUUAUCUUCUAGCCAGGGGCUGGACUGCACUUUUUCUGCAUCUUCCCAUCCUGAUUCCUCCCUCGUGCAUCUGCCUGCGUUGGCAUCUGGUCGCAUCCACCGCUGAUCAGCGCUGCGCUCGAGGAUAAACACCGAGAAGACGAGACCAUCUCACGGUUACGUACUGCGACACACUCUUUCCAUUUAUCGUACACUACAUUCUGGAUCUAUCGCAUUGUUAAUGCGACACCGAUUUUCUCAUUGAUUUUCAUACAAAUCUACAUCCAUCCACAUUCCUCGCAUCGCUCCGCAUUCCAUUAGAACCACCAAACAGAAACAGCCAGAGUGAGUAAACAACCGCCAAAAUGAUCGGAAGUAUCUUUUUUAUCUUCAACCGCUUGACGGAGAUAACCUUUCUCAUUCCAAUCAUCGGAAUGAUGGCUUACUUCGUCGACGGCUACCUCAAAGCAAACUUGAUAACACCCCCCUUCAUCCUCGUCCUCUUCAUCGUCUCCGUGAUUGCCGUAUUCUGGUGCAUUGACACCCUCAUCCGACACAGCACAACAAAACGCUCAGCGGCCUUCGUCUCCUUCGUCGACCUCCUCUUCGGCGGCGCCUUCAUCGCAGCCGUCUACCAGCUGCGCUUCAUCGCCACUGCCGACUGCGGCGACUGGGACGGCGGCCGCGUGUAUGUCUCCCUGGGCCCCUUUGGCGCCUACGGCCGACAGAGUGGGAACGAUCUCGCGGAUGAUCUGAAUAAGACUUGUCGCAUGCUCAAGACGUGUUUCGCGUUGGGGAUUAUGGAGGUUCUUUUCUUCUUUUGGACGGCGCUUAUUGCUAUCUUUAUGUAUCGGGGGUCAGCGUCAAAAGAGAAGACGGUUGUUAGGGAGACGACGACCGUUCGGAGGAGGAGUCAUUCUAGUCGGAGGGGGCAUGGGAGUGGCGGGCAUUCGAGGAGGCACUCUUCUUCGAGUCGGAGGCCGCAUUAUGUUGUUUGAGUGCGGUCAAGAGAAGUCAUCGGAGGGUGAGAGAGUUGGUAGGGGCUCGGGGAGAUGCUUUUCUUUUGUUUUAUGCCUCUGAUGAGAUAUUAUGCCUUUUACGUUUAUGAUGACGAGUUAUGGAUACGAUAUGCUGGAACUAGAGAGGGAAUGAAGGAAGCCAUGUGUCAAUAGGUUAAUCAACCAAAGGAUAUUUUGAAUUCAAUUUCGUUUGGUCAUCUUUUACUCGAAAGCCAAGUGCUUCUGAUAAACAAGGUGACUUCUUA
Molecule: messenger RNA, 1346 nt
Organism: Aspergillus calidoustus
Lineage: Eukaryota; Fungi; Ascomycota; Eurotiomycetes; Eurotiales; Aspergillaceae
Source: the annotation of a GenBank genome assembly